AUGAAACUGGAUGCAAAGCUACUGAGAUACAUGUCAUCGGAUGAUUUCCGAGUACUCACUGCAACAGAAAUGGGAACUCGAAAUCAUGAAGUUGUUCCUACAUCACUGAUUGCAAACAUUGCUCAACUGAGACAAGCUGGUAUCCAAAAAGUCAUUUCAACACUCGCUAAAAAUAAUCUGAUUUCCAAAGUUCAAAACAUGAAAUAUGAUGGAUACCGAUUGACAUAUGGUGGAUACGAUUAUCUUGCUCUCAAGACAAUGUCAAAGCGAGGAACAGUUUAUUCUGUUGGCAAUCAAAUUGGUGUUGGCAAGGAAUCAGACAUUUAUAUUGUUGCCAAUGAAGAGGGAGAACAGCGAGUUUUAAAAAUUCAGCGUCUAGGUCGUACAUCAUUUCGCACCAUCAAAUCCAAUCGUGACUACCUUCGCCAUCGCCAAACCAGUUCUUGGCUGUACAUGUCUCGUCUUGCAGCAAUGAAGGAAUAUGCCUUUAUGAAAGUUUUAUAUGAAAAUGACUUUCCGGUUCCAGAGCCUAUUGAUCAAAACCGCCACUGUGUCGUCAUGGGUCUUAUUGAUGCCCAUCCUUUAAGUCAGAUUCGCGAUCUGGAAGAUCCAGGAAAGUUGUAUUCGAAGCUGAUGAAUCUAAUCGUUCGAUUGGCUUGCUCAGGUCUCAUCCAUGGCGAUUUCAACGAGUUUAAUUUGCUGAUUCGAAGUGAUGAUGAGCCCGUGUUGAUUGAUUUUCCUCAAAUGGUUUCUACAUCCCACCGCAAUGCCGAAAUGUACUUUAACAGGGAUGUAGAGUGUAUUCGUGUUUUUUUUCGACGCAGGUUCUGUUACGAGAGUCAACUAUAUCCCAAAUUUAAGCGGGAUUUACAGCGUGAGUUUUCAUUAGAUAUUCAAGUGGCUGCAUCUGGGUUUACCAAAAAGCAUCAAGACGAAUUGGAAGAACUUCAGAUGCAAGAAGUGUUGGAAGAUAGGGAUGAUGCGGAUAAUAUGACAAGAUGGACGAUGAUUUGA
This is a messenger RNA of Batrachochytrium dendrobatidis JAM81, 1014 nucleotides long. RefSeq names its product protein kinase RIO2. The coding region runs from base 1 to 1014 and encodes 337 amino acids. The transcript is spliced from 5 exons. Gene Ontology annotation, cellular component: preribosome, small subunit precursor; cytosol; nucleus. The record is from RefSeq and is a predicted model, not a curated record. Gene Ontology annotation, biological process: protein phosphorylation; maturation of SSU-rRNA. Gene Ontology annotation, molecular function: ATP binding; protein serine/threonine kinase activity. Lineage: Eukaryota; Fungi; Chytridiomycota; Chytridiomycetes; Rhizophydiales.